UACUUUUCAUUGAACGCAACUAUUAAUUUCAUCGAACUCAACUGUAAACAGAACCAAACAGAACGAACUGUCAGCAAAACUUCAAAAUUUUUUUUAGAAGUUUUGCUUACGUCCCCGAAAGAGAGCAUUCCACUUCCACGUUUCUCAAGAUCAACCACUUUCUUCUUUUCAACAACAAAAUGAGUCAAUCGAAGGUAACAUUCAAGAUUACUCUCACUUCGGAUCCAAAACUGCCUUUCAAAGUGCUGAGUGUACCAGAAGGAACACCAUUUACAGCUGUUCUCAAAUUCGCUGCUGAAGAAUUUAAAGUUCCAGCUGCAACAAGUGCAAUUAUCACCGACGAUGGUGUUGGAAUUAGCCCACAACAGACUGCUGGUAAUGUUUUCCUUAAACAUGGUUCUGAAUUGCGUUUAAUACCUAGAGAUCGUGUUGGUUGUUUUGUAAAUUAGUUUGUUCUUUUGUUUGUUUUUUUUUUUUAUACUUUAUUU
Molecule: messenger RNA, 488 nt
Organism: Episyrphus balteatus (marmalade hoverfly)
Lineage: Eukaryota; Metazoa; Arthropoda; Insecta; Diptera; Syrphidae
Gene: Ufm1
Product: ubiquitin-fold modifier 1
Exons: 2
Coding region: 180-449 (89 amino acids)
Biological process (GO): protein K69-linked ufmylation
Cellular component (GO): cytoplasm; nucleus
Source: RefSeq, a predicted model, not a curated record